Molecule: messenger RNA, 800 nt
Organism: Lymnaea stagnalis (great pond snail)
Lineage: Eukaryota; Metazoa; Mollusca; Gastropoda; Lymnaeidae
Source: the annotation of a GenBank genome assembly
CAUCGCCACAAUCAUGUGUGGGUUUACAAUCUCUCCCGCCCUCUACCUGGAGAGGGGCCGAUGGGCGGUCACUUUACUCAUCCUGAUGUCCUUUGCCAUGGCGAUGUUCCCUUACCUGUACGCCAUUCAGAUCAUCUUCAGCAACCCGGCCAACGGCGUGAUCUCCAUCCUGUGUUUUAACGUCUUCGUAGGUAAAUAUGUUGCUUUGUGUGAUGCAUUUGACGGCCAAUGGCGUAAUCUCAACCUUGUGUUUCUAUGAUUGCUGGGACCACCAAGGUGCGGCACGCCUCUAGUGUGUGUGCUGGGGGCCACAAGUGCGUGGCACGCAUGUAAUGUGCUUGCCGGGGGGGGGUCACGAAUUCACGUUUCGCCUGUAGUGAACGUGCCUGGGGCGUCAAAAAGCGGCACUCUGUAAUAUGCUUGCAGGAGUCAUUAUAGAGCUUAAUAUGGACCCCAAAAGGAGAAUGAAAAUAAUAGGAUGCACUCGUGUGACUAACAUGUAACGUUUUAUUUGUAUUUUUCUUUGUUCUUUUUUUUUUUUUUUUUUUUUUUUUUUUUUUUUGUUUUCACGGCCGCAGGCUGCUAAUUGUGUACCUGUUUAGAUUUUCCCAAGAGCACCAAUUCAGGCCAACGACGAAGCCCACCAUGCUCUCAUCUCAUCCUCAGGCGUGAUGUCGGCCUUCAUCUUGACCGUCUACAGAAUGGAAGAAGACGUGAACAGAUUCGUCGACUUGAUGCAUUGGAUUAUCGCAGUCAUAUCACCAAAUUAUGUUCUAACGAAAAUGCUCAUAAACUACGUC